Messenger RNA from Amphiprion ocellaris (clown anemonefish), 1465 nucleotides. Its product is annotated as immediate early response gene 5-like protein. The record is from RefSeq and is a predicted model, not a curated record. The transcript has a single exon. NCBI's taxonomy places the organism in Eukaryota, Metazoa, Chordata, Actinopteri, Pomacentridae. The coding region runs from base 144 to 1022 and encodes 292 amino acids.
CCCUUACUGGGAAGACAUGGAGCGCUAUGGACACAGUCUACACGAAUCUAGUAGGAAUCUCAACUAAAGGCUUAAAUAUUUCUUCAGUUAGGAAACAACUGAUUUGAGAGACUGAGAGGAAAGAACGGGUGGCCCGGUUGAGGAUGGAGUGUGCAUUUGACGCACAGAAUCUGAUCUCCAUUUCUUUGAGGAAAAUCCAAAGCUCCAGGACGCAGAGAGGAGGCAUCAAGCUCCACAAGAACUUACUGGUAACGUACGUACUGAGAAACGCCAGGCAGUUUUAUAUGAGCAAAAACUUGUCGCAGACGCAGAGGACGCAUCCGUAUGAGGAUGUAGCGGCGGUCCGCGAGAGGCAAGAAUACCUUGAAUUGACUGGGAGCUUUACGGAGUUGGCUGAUGACUUCUACUGCAACUUUACUGGGGCUGAGUCGGACACUUGGCACUGCGGAGCGCACCAACCCCACGGCCAGCCUGCAGAGGUGGCGCACCAAGACGCAUCUGCCUGCGCAAUGGUCGCACCAAGUGACUCUGACCUCAUGGUUUCGGAAGCCUGUUGGAGCUGUGCGGACAAAUCCUCCUGGGAGUUACCUAUCCCGAACACGCAAGCCAACCAAAAGACUGUCCUGGACUUGGACACCCAUGUGGUGACAACUGUCACGAAUGGAUACUUCCACUCAGACUGUUGCGCGCAGCCAAAACAGCCGCAGGGCGCGCAGUGCUACGCAAAGAAGCGAAAGAUGGACACAAGUUAUCAUAUUGUUGAUCCAGAGUUUUAUUUGCCAGACUUUGGGCCGGUGCCGUGCAAAAGGAUGAGGAGUGAGGAUGAUUCACAUUCAGACUCGGAGCAGUUGGACAGCACAAACAUCUCCAACCUGAUCUCAGUGUUGGGUUCAGGUGGACUAUCUGAGUUUGUGAGUUGGCAGCAGACGGACCUUGAGCAAAUAUUCGCCGCUCAGACAAUUUGUUUAAAACAUACACUGUUAACAGGCAGCGGCUGGACCAGAGCAAUCGAAGCAUUUUGAUUUGUAUGACUGUUUUUUCUUUGUAUCGUUUUAUUUUAUUGCUUUGAAAAUAAACCAUGACACGACUGCAAUCCUCUCUCUCUGCUCUGUUAUUGAAAAAUAUUGCUGAAAUGUGAGAGCUUCAUAUCCAUUUAGGAUUACCUUUGCACACUGACAAUUUCUCGUGCCAAUUUAUCUAUUUUUCUCACUCAGUAUAAAUUCAUUGUAUCUUAUUUUUCUGGUGAUUCGUUUGUUGGGGGGAACUGGAGUCUGUCUUUGGUUUGUGUUUCCUGAAGAAAUGAGUUAUUUCUCUGGAAAGAUGUUGGACGAGCACCAUCAUGUGGCCAGUAAAGAUCUGUACAGCCUCAUGCUCCAGCUCCACACAGAGUAUCAGUCUGUAAAUGUAUUAUUUAUAUCAGGGCCUGCUUUGAGUAAUCAAUAAAACUAACAGAAUUUAAAAGAAA